CGAAAUAACCGUAGGAAAGGCGGAAUCACGGAGGGCCGCCCCGAGGUGGUGGUGGAUGUAAACAAUGGCCACGGGCGCCCACUUGCUCCUCGCUCCUGUGUUAUUUUGAUCGUGUUCCCCCGCAGAGAGCCCAGGCCGGGUGAUUCUGUCCUCACGAGAUGUCAGACUCGGAGCAGCAGGGGCAGGACGGGGGUGUGGGUGGUAACAGUGGUGGUGAUGGUGGUGGCGGUGGAGGGUGCAGCACCACGGGGGAGCGGCUGCGCGAGGAGUACCGGCGGCACGUACAGACCCAGCUGUCACACGACCUGGUUGACGCCAUCGGUAGCCUGCAGCAGCACCAGCACCACCUCCAGCAACUCUCCCAGCAGCUGGAGCAGGCCACCACACAGGUGAGGAGCAGUGCGGAGGAGACCAAGGCCUCCAUCAACGCUGCGCUCGACUCCUUUCUCGCCACCGUGCACGAGGCCGUGGCUCUGAGGCGGCAGCAGUUACUGGAUGAGGUGGCAGAGGUGGAGGAGGAGGCGCUGGGGCCGCUGGAGCAGUGCGGGCGGGAGCUGGCGGGGCGCGUGGGUGAGGCGGCCGAGCGGGUGGCACAGGGCCAGCGCCUGCAGCGGCACAGCGGCGUGAUGGCGCGUGACACAGUGCUGCGCUUCCAGGAGGAGGCCGCCGCCAUGACCAGCCUACCAGAAGUGCCAGCAUUGUGUGCGGUGCCGAGUGUGAGUGUGGAGUUCCCCCGAGAGCCCACGCUGGGGGAGGAGGUGCGGGAGCUGGUGGGGAGGGCGGGCAGGGUAUCGCGCAUGGGGCCUGUACAGAUCACCAACAUUGUGGAGCAACCUGGUGCCCUGCUGGUGUCCUGGGAGGAGGUGGAUGAGGAUGUGUCAGACGAGGGCCUUGAGUUCUGCCUUGAGCUCAGCAACACAGGUGCCACCGACCCCCACAGUGCCAUCUUCUCCCGCAAGUACGAGGGGCCCGACUACUCCUUCCUGCUGCGGGACCUGCGAGCGGGCGAGAGCUACCUCCUGCGGGUGGCGUCGCGGCGGGAGGGCGCGGCGUCCUUCGGGCCCUGGAGCCUCGUGCAGACGGCCUCCACCAGCCUGCCGCACUUCAAGUGGAGCACCAGCAGUAACAGCGGAUGGAGUGUGGCUGACGAGGGGCGGCUGGCGUGCAAGAUGUCAUGUGAGCCGGAGGUGCUACACUCCGAGGCGCUGCUGCUCAAGCCUGGCUCCUCGGUCCUCUUCAAGAUCCUGAGUGGUGGUGGCGGCUGCAGCGAUGAGGGUCUGGGUCUCAGCUGUGCCCCCGUGUCUGGUCCAGAACACCUCCUGCUGCCCGGCACUCUCUUCCUCAGCGCGCAGGGCUGUGUGUUCCUGGAUGGGGUGAGCCGCGUCACCCGCCUUCCCCCGAUACAGGACAAGUCGCAGGUCAGCUUUGCCGUGGAGAAAGUGUCCUCCAGCAAAGUGCGAGUCUACAUCGAGAGCCAGGAGAAGCAGGUGACAUACGAGUGGGGUGUGCCAAGUGCCCAGGACGGCCUCUACUUUGUGGCGUCCUUCGGGGAGCCGCGCUGGAGGAUCAGUGUGCAUUAGGGUGUGUUGCGGCCCAUGUGUGUGUGUGUGUGUGUGUGUGUGUUUGUGUGUUGGCUAGGGUGAUUUCUAUUCCUUGGGUGUGUGUUGCAUAGGGUGAUGUUUGGGUGAUUCUCUUCCUAGGGUGUAUGUGUUGGUCAGGGUGACUUUGGGUGAUUCUCUUCCUAGGGUGUGUGUGUUGGAUAGGGUGAUAUUUGGGUGAUUCUCUUCCUAGGGUGUGUGUUGGUUAGGGUGACUGGGUGAUUCUUGUUCCCUGUUUCAUGCAUACUUUUGAACACCUCUGUCAUGUCACCCUGCCUCCUCUGCCUUCUCACCCUGUUCUUCACCCUUUUCCUCACCCUUAUUGCCCUUUGCCUCUUUUCCUCACCCUUCUCUCCUCUGAUUUCUCACCCUUUUCCUUGCCUAACUCACCCUGUUCCUCACCCUUCUCACCCUGCCUCCUCACCCUAAUCACCUUUUUCCUUCCCCUAUGUAUCCUUUCCACCCUGUUCAUCCCCUUCCUGACCCCUAAUCACCCUGUCUUCCCUGCUUUCUCACCCUCCUCUGCACUCUUAUCACCCUUCUCCUCACCCUUUUCCAUUUGCCGGAUUGUGUGAGUUUUGACGCCAGAUGUUUGAUUGAAUGGGAGACUUUCAUUCUUGCUUAUAUGUUGUUGUUUUUCUCUCUCUCUCUCUCUCUCUCUCUCUCUCAUUCUUCUUCCCUUCGCUUUCCCUCCUUCCCUUCCCUUCCCUUUCCCUCUCUCCUUCCCACCCUCUCCUCUCCCCCUCCCUCCCUACCUCCUUUUACCCCAUGACAAGACUUACUCAGUGCCAUGUAUUUUAAUAUUAAUCAGGAAUCUCUUAUCAUCACCAUCAUCAUCAUCACUUUCAUCACUAACUGCUACCUCACUAUACCUCCUAAUUCCACCACUCCCUGCCUCAUCACCAUAAACAUUUUCUUUUCACUCUCCAUCAUCAUCAUCAUCACCAUCAUCGUCACCACUUCAGUAAUCUCGGUGCAGGAUGGAAGGACGAUGAGAGAUAGAGAUAGAGAAAUGGAAGGGGGUUGGGGGUGGGUGGGGGAUAAGGGGAGGGUUGAAUCACUUGACGGAACGGACUUAUUCUGUUUCGAGUGCGACUUUGUUUGUUUGUUUGUUUGUUGUUAUUGUGAGUGUGUUUGUUUGUGCGUCUAAAGAAAGAAAGGCUGAUGUAUGUUUUUUUUAUUUCUUUUUAUAAUUUCAUUUGUUUAUUUAUUUAUAUUUAUUAUUAUUAUUAUUUUUUGUGUUGAGUGUUUUUAGACGUCGGAAGAAAACACGAAACUGACUCGGUGAAACAUUCCAUAGCGACGAAAGAAAAAAAAUGAAGUAUAUAUUUAUGUAAAAAAAAAGGGAGAAUCAAUUAAUACACACAGUAAUGACAAGUAUUUAAGUCGCAUAAUAAUUCAGCGAUAGUAAUAUAAAUAAUGAACAAAAAAAAAUUGCUUAGUAGGUAGUGAAAAAGAU
Molecule: messenger RNA, 3057 nt
Organism: Eriocheir sinensis (Chinese mitten crab)
Lineage: Eukaryota; Metazoa; Arthropoda; Malacostraca; Decapoda; Varunidae
Product: cytokine receptor-like factor 3
Exons: 10
Coding region: 159-1580 (473 amino acids)
Molecular function (GO): protein binding
Source: RefSeq, a predicted model, not a curated record